Molecule: messenger RNA, 378 nt
Organism: Eucalyptus grandis
Lineage: Eukaryota; Viridiplantae; Streptophyta; Magnoliopsida; Myrtales; Myrtaceae
Product: glycine-rich protein 5-like
Exons: 1
Coding region: 1-378 (125 amino acids)
Source: RefSeq, a predicted model, not a curated record
AUGACCUCCUUCGCUCCCCAUCGCGAUCCCCACCACCCCAAUCGGGACCCGCGUCAGCACUGCCCUCCCCGCGCUCUCCACCACGGUGCCAGCGAACAACUCCACCACCCACUCCCUGAACUCGGCCGCCCCAAGCAGCUGGGGCCCGUCACUACCGCCGGAGGGGGGGAGGGGCCGAUGGCAGGCGGUGGUGCGAAGGGCGCGGUCGACCUGGGACUGGGAGGGGGGAGAGGGGACCCACCAGGAGACGAGAGGGGAGGAGGAGGAGAGGGAGCAGUGGAGGUGGGCAGCGGCGGAGGAGAGCUAGUAGGGGAAGACGUCAUCAAAGGCGUGCUGGGUGAGGGAGAGGCAGUGGGCGUAGGCCGAGUCGCAGGUUGA